Molecule: messenger RNA, 1407 nt
Organism: Penicillium coprophilum
Lineage: Eukaryota; Fungi; Ascomycota; Eurotiomycetes; Eurotiales; Aspergillaceae
Product: camp independent regulatory protein
Exons: 2
Coding region: 1-1407 (468 amino acids)
Molecular function (GO): DNA binding
Source: RefSeq, a predicted model, not a curated record
AUGGAGACGUAUUACGGGCACGUUCGCACACCUGCGGACGCUAUCAUUCUUUUUGAGGCUUGUCGUAUCGGCCUUUUACCUCGCGUGCAAAGGCGAUUAUCAGAGAAAGAGCGACAAUCAAUCCGGUCCGGCUCGGUCUUUGUAUGGGAUGAGCGAGAAGCGGGUAUGCGGCGAUGGACUGACGGAAAGUCAUGGAGCGCUAGUCGUGUAUCUGGUAGCUUUUUGACUUAUCGCGAAAUGGAAGGCAAGCGUGGAGGCGGAAGUGUCUCUCAGGGCUCUACCUCUCGAGGAGGCAAGACGCCUGAGAGUCGCGGCAGUGACGAUGAUCGUGCUGAUGGCACGGACGAGGGCCCAGAUGGGUAUCGUUAUAAGCCAGAUGGCUUGAUGAAACAGUCCUUCAGUAUCACGACAUCAAACGGUCAACACUUGCAUCUCAUCAGCUAUUACUCACGUUCCCAUCCUUCUGCCGCCAACUUGCAACAACCAACUUCAGAUCCUGCGCUGCGCCAUGUUCGACCUCAGAAAGGUCUCUAUCCCGAAUCGACAGUCAAUGAUCAGCAAAAUCUCCCUGUCGUUACCCGUGGGCCUAUGGCGGGUGCUGCUUACCCCAUCACUCCUCAUCCCCUUGGCGCAUACCCGCGCGUCACUCAUACACAGCCAUACCCGCCUGCCUAUGCUUGGCCGCCCACUCCUCUAGCCACACCACCGACUGUCUCAGUACAAUACGGUCCUGUAGGUGCCAAUGGACAUCAUUAUGGCCCACCACACCAUCAGCCCCCACCCCAUGCCGGUGGACUUCCCCCGCCUCCACAUGGGAUGACGGGCCCAUAUGAUCGACCUCAUAUGGAAUCAACAUUACCUCCAGCUGGACCGUCACAACAACUAAGUUACAUGAAUCGAUCGCCGCGCUCAGUACACGACGCUCACGCACACGCCCAUGCCCACGCUCAGGCCCAAGCCCAAGCUCACGCCCACGCAGCACACGCUCACGAGCAACGCACCCCACCGAUCUACGGACAUGCUCUUGUUGAUCCUCGCAUGGCAUCGCCGCGCGUACCAGUCCAGUCCAUUGCGCAAUCAAAUGGACACGCGAACAGCCCCCACCUAGUGAAGCAGGAGCAACCCGCUGCGUUGCCCUCACUUAAUCCCAUCGUCGCGUCACCAAAACCUUCCGAUCCUACGAGUUCCGGAAAUGCAGUUCCCGGAAUCAACUCAUUAAUGAACGGUGCAUCGCUGGCACCUCUUUCCUCAGUUGCCUCUCCUAGUGGCCCCACUGCGAGCCCGAACGGAGCACCAGUACAGAGCUCCUUCGCCGAGGGGCCACGCGAUAUCCCCAAUGAGAAGAUCGGAUUCGGCGGCGAGGACACGAGGGCGUUGCGCCAACUGGACCGCGCCUUCAUCGCUUAG